UUAAGUGUGUACACUACCACACGGUCAAACAUUGGUGCUGAGAGCAACGUAGAUCUGGUCCUGAACGUGGAGGAUUUUGAUAUUGAGUCCAAAUUUGAGAGGACAGUGAAUGUUUCUGUACCAAAGAAAACCCGAAAUAAUGGCACAUUAUAUGCAUAUAUAUUUCUUCAUCAUGCUGGCAUUUUGCCUUGGCAUGACAGUAAGCAGGUGCAUAUAGUAAGCCCUCUGACCACGUACAUGGUCCCUAAACCAGAAGAGAUAAAUUUGCUCACUGGAGAAUCGGCCACACAGCAAAUCGAAGCAGAAAAACAGACCAGUGCUCUAGAUGAACCUGUCUCUCACUGGAGGUCAAGGUUAACCUUAAACGUCAUGGUAGAAGAUUUUGUGUUUGAUGGAUCAUCCCUCCCUGCUGACGUUCACCGCUACAUGAAGAUGGUUCAGCUGGGGAAGACUGUGCAUUACCUUCCAAUACUAUUUAUUGAUCAGCUAAGCAACAGAGUGAAAGAUUUGAUGGUUAUAAAUCGUUCAACAACAGAGCUACCUCUUACAGUGUCGUAUGACAAAAUAUCUCUUGGAAAACUCCGAUUUUGGAUCCACAUGCAGGAUGCUGUGUACUCCUUACAACAAUUUGGGUUUUCGGAAAAGGAUGCAGAUGAAGUAAAAGGAAUUUUUGUUGAUACUAACCUGUACUUUCUGGCUUUGACGUUCUUCGUAGCAGCAUUCCAUCUUCUCUUUGAUUUCCUUGCAUUCAAAAAUGACAUCAGUUUUUGGAAGAAAAAGAGGAGCAUGAUUGGGAUGUCUACAAAAGCAGUGCUUUGGCGGUGCUUCAGUACUGUGGUAAUAUUUCUUUUCCUUCUGGAUGAACAAACAAGUUUAUUGGUACUGAUCCCAGCAGGCAUUGGCGCAGUGAUUGAGCUCUGGAAAGUGAAGAAAGCUUUGAAAAUGACAAUCAAGUGGCAAGGCUUGAGACCCAAGAUUCAGUUUGGUACAUACAGUGACUCUGAAAAGAAAACUGAGGAGUAUGAUGCGCAGGCUAUGAAAUACUUGUCCUAUUUGCUUUAUCCACUGUGUAUUGGAGGUGCAGGUUACUCCUUGCUGAAUGUCAAAUACAAAAGCUGGUACUCCUGGUUGAUUAACAGUUUUGUCAACGGAGUAUAUGCUUUUGGGUUCCUGUUUAUGCUGCCCCAGUUGUUUGUAAACUACAAGAUGAAAUCUGUUGCACACUUACCAUGGAAGGCUUUCACAUACAAAGCAUUCAACACUUUUAUUGAUGAUAUAUUUGCUUUUAUCAUCACUAUGCCAACGUCUCAUAGGCUGGCGUGCUUUAGAGAUGAUGUUGUGUUCCUGGUCUAUCUUUACCAAAGAUGGCUUUAUCCUGUGGAUAAGAGCAGAGUGAAUGAAUAUGGAGAAUCUUAUGAAGAAAAGCCCCCAAAAAAGGCUCAUAGAGAAUGACUAAGAAUUGAAGAAGUUCUGACCCCUGGACUCUUAACUGGCUUCAUGUAUUAUCUGGUCUUAAGAAAGGAAAAACUUAUUUAAUAAGAGUAUUUUUAAAGCUUGUGACAGAUCUACAUGGACAAUACAUCUUCUAUAUUGCCAAAAUCUAGUUUUGAUAUCCUCCUCUUUCAAGACCCUCUUUUUGUCCUCACAAGGUCCACAGUCUGCCAGAUGUCAUUGAACAAACUUCCUGCGUCUAAACUUCUCUUCGAGUGUCCUGACCACUGUAAUUAACAUCCAAAUCUGUGUUUUUAAGACAACUCACUAACUGAAAGCGUGGUGCCUGUGUCACCAGGCUACGAGAAGUGAAAAAACAGGCCAGUGUGUUACAGCAGAAUGGAGCAUUAUUGUCACACUGGAGGCUGUCAAAAGUAAAAUGUGUAAUAUUGGGUUAUAUGCUAAUUACAAAUCAUUCUCGUCUGAUAAUGGAGAUAAUGGAAAGUCUAGAAAUUGUGAUUGAAGCUGUAAGUUGUAUGUGGGCAUUUAAGUUCAUAGCUUAAAAAAAAAAUGUGUUGGAAACGUAGGGUGAGACAGAUAGGGUUGUUAAAAUUCAAAUUCUGCCACAUUCUUAGCCCACAACAUGGCAGAGGGUUUCAGUUGUCUUAAACUGAAUGAAGAUGUGAAAAACCUGUGACAUGGUUUCUUUCAAUAUGUGUCCCAAGUUUGUAUAAAUCCUUCUGCAUUGUUGACAAACCUUCUGAUUUCUUGGCAGAGCAGGUUUUCAUAUAAAGCAAAUCAUUGUUACGUGCUGGGAAAGUCUCUUAACACAUCUUAAAUUCUUAAUCAUGUGACAUCCUAGGCCAAUUCUGUCGUGUUUCAAAGGGAAUAAUUCCUUGGUCUUUCCCCUCUCCUUCCCCGCCCUGGUCUGUUUAUAAGAUGAAACACGUGUCAUUCAAGUGGAAUGAUUUUGCUCAAAUGCAAUACAGGUUCGACACACCACCUGGAUACAGAGGAAAAAAACCCAGCCUGGUGAAGAACAGGCAUCUUACUUUUGUACAAUUUAAA
Messenger RNA from Leptosomus discolor (cuckoo roller), 2499 nucleotides. The record is from RefSeq and is a predicted model, not a curated record. NCBI's taxonomy places the organism in Eukaryota, Metazoa, Chordata, Aves, Leptosomiformes, Leptosomidae.